ACUCACAGCCACCCGGGCACACGGACGCGGACCGGGACACUCGCAACACGGCGCAAUCCCAAACAACCGGAGUGCGCCACCAAACGUACGCGAGGAGAAAAGCGCAAGGAAAAACUGUUCACGUGAGUGAGACCGCGCCGGCGCGCGCGCAAACUAGUGCGGUUGUUAUAAUUUUAUUGUGCGAUUAUCAUCGGGCAGGCACUGGGCCGCGCGGUGUCCCGCUGUGUGGCGGUCAAUUUUCACCCAUAAUCACGGUGGGUCGCGGCAGGAAAAUCUUCGUGCCCGGUUGAAAGUUUAAUUAUUAUUAUUUUCCCGCCCCCCGAUCGACCAAGCAGGCGAAGCACGGUGGUGGAAGUGUGUGUGUGUGUGGGAUUCGAAUUGUACACCAAGUGAGUUAUGUGAGCGUGCUUGUGCGUGAAUGUGAGUUUGUGCGUCGUGGAAAUCAGUGUGCGAAGUAGUUCUUUACGGGAGUAAGCAAUAAUUCAACGCGAUAGUACACUCGGCGAGGUGAUCGUUGGAUGUCUCAUAGAUCGCUUUCGUAGUACCAGUGAGUAGAGGAAACACUCGUAACUAUUGCUUACAAAUUGUGCGCUGGCGUGGAGAGGAAAAUUCAAAACAACCCACCCGUACCCAGCGCGAUCCUCUCCCAUUUUCCAUCAGUUCCCUUCCGACGGGCGGCUUCAGCGGUGCGGCAGCAUGUGUGAAAUACAGCCUGCUGCGACCUUUGUCUGUCGUUGCGGCAGUGACAGAAGAAGUGUGAUCUGAAGAAGUGCGAAUUGUCGUGUGCCUGCGCUCUCCGGUGCCGAUUAGUGAAAAUUGCUCAAGGUGUGAAAAUUGGCCUACGGAAGGAAAAUAUAGAUACAUCCGCAUUGCUGUUGCUUUACGGUACAGUUCAACGAAGUCGUUCGGUCUUUAAGUUGGCGCCAAAGGCCUUUCGGGCGGAGUGGAUCAAUUGAGUGUUUUGUUGUGUUGGUGGGAAAAUCACAACCCCUCCCCCUUCUCAUCAUGAUGCAUCAUCUCGAUUUUUCCAACGGUCAUCGACACGGUGACAGUACGCUCGGAAUGGCGGGCGGAUCGACGGGCACGAUGCUGCACGAGUCGUUCUCUAGCCUGGUGGGAACCAUGCCGUCGGCAGUCGAUCUGAACGGGACAGACUUUCUGCAUCACUACAGUCCGGCGGCCGUCGACUAUUGGAAUCCGGUGGCGUACAAGAACGGUACCAAUCCGAUGAAAGCAAUGGAAGCCUGCAUUCAGAAUGCCAACAAAGGACAAUACAAUCCACUGGAACAGGUCGAGCAGCUCAGCAUUAGUUGUGACAGCGAGUCACAGGCCUCACCGCUAGAACAGUCUGGAGUGCACGGUCUUCAUCAGGCUGCCAACAACCUCAACAACCUUGGACAUCAUCAGCUUAAUCAUGAUGCACACAACAACAACAACAACAGUCUUAGCAGUAACAAGAAUCUUCGCGAAUCACGCAACGAUGGCAAAAUGCAGCGAUCUACAGGCUUGCGCCACAAAUCACGUGCAGGACGGCGUGGUGCACCAAGCUCCCACAACUCUUCUCCAGAGGUGCACGAGGACUCACGCACAGGUAUGGAGGUGGACCAGGAAGAGUGCAGCAGAACGGACGAGGAAGAUGUCGAGGGUAGCGAUGAGGAUACGGGUGGUGAUGGCGAUGGUGAUGGUAGUAGAAGAGCGUCUAUUAUUCAAAAUGGCAGCAGACAGUCGCAGCACCAGCAGCAACAGUCCAGUACCAAGCAGCCGGGAGCGCCUCCGACGACCACUUUCGCAAGCAAAAAGUCACCCGAGAUGGAUAAGCCUUAUCACUCGUCGCUCGCUUCGGCGGUGGUCGUACUGGAGGGGAAACACUUGUGGGACAAGUUUCACGAGCAGGGGACGGAGAUGAUAGUCACCAAAGCUGGGCGCCGCAUGUUUCCGACCUUCCAGGUGAAGGUGGUCGGGCUGGAGCUGGCCGCGGAGUACCUCAUGAUUAUGGACUUUGUGCCGCUCGACGAUAAGCGCUAUCGAUACGCGUUUCACACCUCGAGUUGGGUUGUCGCCGGUAAAGCGGAUCCAAUCUCACCGCCACGCAUCAGCGUCCACCCGGACUCCCCGGCGACUGGGGCCACCUGGAUGAAGCAGACGAUAUCCUUCGACAAGCUAAAGCUCACCAACAACCAGCUCGACGACAAUGGACAUAUCAUUCUCAACUCGAUGCAUCGCUACCAGCCCCGGCUGCACGUUUGCUACUUCACGCGCAACGGCGUCAAGGACGAAAAGGACACCCUGACGCACCGCACGUUCGUCUUUCCGGAAACGUCAUUCACGGCCGUCACCGCCUACCAGAACCAGCGGGUGACGCAGCUAAAAAUUGUCAGCAAUCCCUUCGCAAAGGGUUUCCGGGACAACGAGACGAAUGAAGAAUCUCAGGAACGAUCGGCACCGGCCAUAAGCGAUCGGUUGAAAAAUGAGCGCAGCUCCAGCUACAAAAAGGAUAGCGAAAUGGCAACCAUUUCAACUGGCACGUCGUGCUCCUCGCCCCGGAUAACUUCCUCCUCCAGUACGGCCACCGCCGCUGCCACCAACACCACGGCAGCCUCCGUCCUGUCGCUACAUCAAUCCGCACACCAUCAGCACACCUCGCUGCACCAUCUUCAGCACCACCUGCAGCAUCUUCAUUCGGCGCCCGGCGCUAACCCCGCCGACGGAGCCGUAACGUCAACCGACGGCCAUCAUCAUCACCCUCACCAUCAACAUCAACAGGCACAUCUACAACAGCAUCAGCAACAGCAGCACCAGCAACACCACCACAACGGCACUGGCGGCGGUUUGCCGUCGCUCGUACCGGGACAUCAUUCGCCUCUGAAUUCGCCUGCAUCGUCGUCCGGUGGCGGAUCGUCCCUCUCGCCGUACGGUCUAUCCCCGCACGGUGCCAGUUCGGGCGGUACACCCACUGCGGGCUCGACCGUGGGUUCCGGUGGCAAUAUGCUUGCCCAACCGUACGCCUCCGAUGCGAGCGGUUUCGGUCCGAUCUAUCACCAUCAUCAUCAUCACCAUCAUCACAACCCGCUGGCGGGAGGACCGGCACCGUACAUGGGACAUCCUUCGUUUGUGGAUAAGUAUAAGCUGUCCGCCACGCCACCUCCACCACCUGCACCGCCCAACACGCUGACUCCACCGGGAACGACGUACGCGGGCCAUUAUCAGGGCUUCUACGCUGGAGCAAGCCAUCCCGGAGCGGCCAUGAUCUCUACCGGGCAUCACACAAUGGCGCAUGGGACGAGGACGACCGUUUCGUCGAUUGCCUGUCGAGAUAGGGCCGAUCAUGGCUGGUAUCCUUAGCUGGACGAUUAGAGGAGAUAUACAGAGAUGAAAACAAUGAUAAUAAGGAUGCCAAUCACACGGACAUAACCGUGAUCGCGUAGUAUUGAACAAUUAUGUGGAAACUAUUUAUUAAGAAAGUCAAUUGUGAAUAGACCAAUAAAAGCGUUAUGCUAACAAU
Messenger RNA from Anopheles coluzzii, 3502 nucleotides. RefSeq names its product T-box transcription factor TBX1 (gene org-1). Gene Ontology annotation, biological process: positive regulation of DNA-templated transcription; regulation of transcription by RNA polymerase II; cell fate specification. Gene Ontology annotation, cellular component: nucleus. The record is from RefSeq and is a predicted model, not a curated record. Gene Ontology annotation, molecular function: RNA polymerase II cis-regulatory region sequence-specific DNA binding; DNA-binding transcription factor activity, RNA polymerase II-specific. NCBI's taxonomy places the organism in Eukaryota, Metazoa, Arthropoda, Insecta, Diptera, Culicidae. The transcript has 7 exons. Bases 1006 to 3342 code for a protein of 778 amino acids.